Messenger RNA from Piliocolobus tephrosceles (Ugandan red Colobus), 3495 nucleotides. It is a transcript of the gene CYB5R3, whose product is annotated as cytochrome b5 reductase 3. Gene Ontology annotation, cellular component: mitochondrion. Gene Ontology annotation, molecular function: oxidoreductase activity; FAD binding. Lineage: Eukaryota; Metazoa; Chordata; Mammalia; Primates; Cercopithecidae. The record is from RefSeq and is a predicted model, not a curated record. The transcript has 9 exons. Bases 1559 to 2563 code for a protein of 334 amino acids.
AGCUUUCUGGAGGUAAAACCUUUGCCCCUCCGCUGCUCCUGGCUGUGGUGCACCCUCUCUGCCGAUGUCUGUCUCCCACUUCGGCUUGAACUCAGGUGGGGCCUCCUGGCCUGUGUCCCCCGCAUUGGGCAUGGGACCUGCCACCUGAGUGCCCACUGGGGUUUGUGGACUAAAUGACUGACAGAUGGUGAUGGUCUGCCCGUGGCUGCCUCCCCAGAUAAGGACUUUUACCUAUAAAAAGCCCACCCCUUCUCUUUCAUGGCCAGAAGGUUUCGCCUGGCUCAAGUCUGUCCCCUGAGGCUUGGUUUCCUCACCUGAAGUGGGAGGAGUCAUGAACAGGCUUGAGGACUGAAUGAGGUGGCGGGAGCAAAGGCUGCCCCCUCCAGCUCCGGGCAGCCCCGUUGUUGGGAGCAGACACUGGAAGGAAGGCCCCUGACUCUCGUCUGCUGCCCACGGCGAGCCCGGCUUUCUGAGCAGUGCCUGACUCCCAGCUCAGCCCUGGGAGUUGCGUGUAUCCUCUCUGGGUGUGGAACAGGCGUGGGAACAGCCUGGAGCCGGAUCCUAAGCCCACCUCUGAUGCAUGUGCUCUUGGGGGACAAGCGGGCUUUUCUGACACACAGGACAGGCUGUGCCCCGCCCUCACCCAGGAGUCUGGGCUCUUGUCCUGGUUCUGGAAACUUCUAGGCAAAAUAAAAAGACUGGGAGGGUGGGAGCCUGUUGUCCCUUCACUAAUUCAUUCCACAAGUAUUUGUUGAGUGCUUUCUGUGUGGAGUAUUGGGGAUACAGUGGUGACGACAGACACAGAUCCCGGGAUCUGCUCCAGGGCCACCUCUGGGUACUUGUGGGGAGCCGGCGCCUGGGGUCGGACGAAGGUCUGUGCAACGGCCAAGGCCAGCAUUCAGGGCCUUGCCAUCGGGGCCACUGACACGGGGGUAUCUUUUUCUUGGCCUGGCGCCCACCCAGGCCCACAUCCAUGGGUUUAGGGUUAGGGCAAGUGAGGGAAGUGGGAAAGCAACAGAAAAUCAGAAACCAACACCCAGGCUCCACCCUGGGCCUCCUUGAGCUACAUUUGUGCCCUCACUGCCACACAUUUGUCCCUCAUUGUCACAUGGGGAACAUGGUUGUUCCCACCUUGCAUCACUGUGGGAGGGCCAGGGAGGAAAUGGGGGAAGGUGCCUCGCAGCCCCUGAAGCCAGCUGCCCGCAGAGGGGCCUUAAGCUGGGCUGUGCGCUGACACAGCUGUGCUGGAAAAACAGCUCUAGGGAGCAGCAAGCACAACUCCAACUCCUAAUGUCAUUCAGGUUCAUUGCCAGGGCCCCCAACAAUGGUGAUUUCCUGGGAAGGUAACUUCCGCCAACUUUUUCCCUAGACGCUGUUCCCCGUGGGUGUGGUUUCUGUGACUGAGGGAGAGGUCGAUAGCAGAGGAAUCAUCGGAAUUGGCCUCACCCCAGGGAGUUUCCAGAGGGGACCAGGGGCUGUGAAAAGUCUACCAAGGGCCUGGUUAGCUAGGGAAGGGCUCCUCAGGGAAGAUUUUGAUGUUUGAGCUGGGCUCUGAGAGAUGAAUAGGAGUUUGCUGGUUGGAUGCCCGCAGAGGAAGGACAUUUGGGGCAGAGAGGAGAGCUUAUGCAAACGCCUGAAGCAAGAUGGGCUUAAUGUUGAGAGAGCAGAGAGCUGGGAGUUGGGCCAUGUGGUGCUCUCCCCAGUCUGGUUCCUGUACAGUCUGCUCAUGAAGCUGUUCCAGCGCUCCACGCCGGCCAUCACCCUCGAGAGUCCGGACAUCAAGUACUCGCUGCGGCUCAUCGACCGGGAGAUCAUCAGCCAUGACACCCGGCGCUUCCGCUUUGCCCUGCCGUCGCCCCAGCACAUCCUGGGCCUCCCCGUCGGCCAACACAUCUACCUCUCGGCUCGAAUUGACGGAAACCUGGUCAUCCGGCCCUAUACGCCUGUGUCCAGUGAUGAUGACAAGGGCUUCGUGGACCUGGUCAUCAAGGUUUACUUCAAGGACACCCAUCCCAAGUUUCCCGCCGGAGGAAAGAUGUCUCAGUACCUGGAAAGCAUGCAGAUUGGAGACACCAUUGAGUUCCGGGGCCCCAACGGGCUGCUGGUCUACCAGGGCAAAGGGAAGUUCGCCAUCCGGCCUGACAAAAAGUCCAAUCCCGUCAUCAAGACAGUGAAGUCUGUGGGCAUGAUCGCGGGAGGGACAGGCAUCACUCCGAUGCUGCAGGUGAUCCGCGCUAUCAUGAAGGACCCUGAUGACCACACCGUGUGCCACCUGCUCUUUGCCAACCAGACCGAGAAGGACAUCCUGCUGCGACCUGAGCUGGAGGAACUCAGGAACGAACAUUCUGCGCGCUUCAAGCUCUGGUACACGCUGGACAGAGCCCCUGAAGCCUGGGACUACAGCCAGGGCUUCGUUAAUGAGGAGAUGAUCCGGGACCACCUUCCGCCCCCAGAGGAGGAGCCGCUGGUGCUGAUGUGUGGCCCCCCACCCAUGAUCCAGUACGCCUGCCUGCCCAACCUGGACCGCGUGGGCCACCCCAAGGAGCGCUGCUUCGCCUUCUGAGGGCCGGGCAUGGCCACACGGCCACCCGCCCCGCACACCCCAUGCCCUGUCCACACUCACCCAGUCACCUCCCCUCAUUGCACACUGGGGCCCCGGGUUCAGCCUGGCCUGCCCGUGCCCUGGUGAACCACCCAGCCCAGCAGGCCCCCUGCGGCCCCUUCGGGAGCAGGGCUGUGGGUAGGUCCUGCCUGGCACUUACUGGUCCUUACCAGAGACGCCCAGUCCCAUCCCUGUCCUCGUGACCCCUCGUCCAACCCACACACACACUACAAGGCUGAGGGCUGCCAGCAGCCGUCUGUCCACCCUUCCCGGCCGUGGACCACAGUCAGGAUGUCAGCAGACACAGACAGGCAGCCCAGAGCUGCGGGGGCCGGGGCCCACCCCAGCCUCGCCUGGCACCCCCACUCCUGCCUCAGGGCCAGGCCCAGGCCUCACCACCUGACACUGUGUGAGGCAUUGACACCAGAAAGCCCUCUUGGGGCACUGCUCCCCGCCCCAGGGCCCUGGUCAGCCGGGAGUUUGGCUCUCCUCUGGCUAGAGUAGGAAGAGGGAGCUGGCCACGGGGCCCUCCCGGAACCGCAGCAUUUCCCUCCAAUCCAUCCAAACACUGAGGCAGCCUUGGGGAACCCCGAGCUGUGGGGUCGGCAGCCGCUGCACCACCUCAGGGUUUUGGGGUCCUGGGCUGGGGCCACCACCCCUGAUGGCAGAACUCCCACAACCACAUGUAUUUAUUCCUCUGUCCUAAACCAGCCCCUCCGGCCCCCACCCCCAGCACAGGGGGAUUCUGAGCAGUGCCUCUCGUCUGAGGGACAUACCGGUGACCUCGACGUUGCCUUUAGACUACAGUUGCAUUAGCCUCUUGCGUAUCGGCUUUUUCAGAGUCAUUUAUGAGCAGGAAAAAAAAAAGUAAAACUUUGCUAAUAUUAACCCUU